AAGGCGAUUGUCAUAUGAUAGCUAAGAAGUGGCACAUUAAUGAAGCGCCGCUACAGGGGUCUUUUCUGCUCCUGUCACCGCUUAAAACUAUCAGAUGGUUCGAGGGAGGACAUGGAGGCAGCCACCUAGCUCAGUGGAGCCGCGGAGCCCACAGCAGCGCCCUCCGGAACCCCGAGGCCGCCGCUGCCACUGUCCGCGCCGGGACUCCGCCGCCGAGCUCGGCCGCCCGCGGAGCUCACGGCCAGAAGCGCCACGGACCGGGCGGCGCGGGGCGCUGCGGGUCUGAGCUGCGGAGCUCAGGAACGAGUGGAGCCCAGCCGAGGCAGGACACUGCGCCCCGGCUGCGCGCCGGGAGGGACUCGGCGAGCAGCAGCGCCAUCCCGGAUGCGGACGCGCAACUUGGGGCAACUUUAAGAUCCGAGCAGGCCCGCGCGGACCCAGAGCUAGAAAGGGGCAAAGAAGAAGAUGCCUCGGCCCGGCCGCAACACGUACAGCGACCAGAAGCCGCCCUACUCGUAUAUCUCGCUGACCGCCAUGGCCAUCCAGAGCUCGCCCGAAAAGAUGCUGCCCUUGAGCGAGAUCUACAAGUUCAUCAUGGACCGCUUCCCCUACUACCGGGAGAACACGCAGCGCUGGCAGAACAGCCUGCGCCACAACCUUUCCUUCAACGACUGCUUCAUCAAGAUACCGCGGCGGCCAGACCAGCCCGGCAAGGGCAGUUUCUGGGCGCUGCACCCCAGCUGCGGGGACAUGUUCGAGAACGGCAGCUUCCUGAGGCGCCGCAAGCGCUUCAAGGUGCUCAAGUCGGACCACCUGGCGCCCAGCAAGCCCGCUGACGCGGCGCAGUACCUGCAGCAGCAGGCCAAGCUGCGCCUCAGCGCGCUGGCGGCCUCGGGCACGCACCUGCCGCAGAUGCCCGCCGCCGCCUACAACCUGGGCGGCGUGGCGCAGCCCUCGGGCUUCAAGCAUCCCUUCGCCAUCGAGAAUAUCAUCGCGCGCGAGUACAAGAUGCCUGGGGGACUGGCCUUCUCCGCCAUGCAGCCCGUGCCCGCCGCCUACCCGCUCCCCAACCAGUUGACUACCAUGGGCAGCUCGCUGGGUACUGGCUGGCCACACGUGUACGGUUCGGCAGGCAUGAUCGAUUCGGCCACCCCCAUCUCCAUGGCUAGUGGCGAUUACAGCGCCUACGGCGUGCCGUUGAAGCCACUGUGCCACGCAGCGGGCCAGACGCUGCCCGCCAUCCCCGUGCCCAUUAAGCCCACGCCGGCCGCAGUGCCCGCGCUGCCCGCACUGCCUGCGCCCAUCCCCACCCUGCUCUCGAACUCGCCGCCCUCGCUCAGCCCCACGUCCUCUCAAACAGCCACCAGCCAAAGCAGCCCCGCCACUCCCAGCGAAACGCUCACCAGCCCGGCCUCCGCCCUGCACUCAGUGGCGGUGCACUGACCCGCAGAGGCCGGCGCCCCGUCUUGUCCCCCCCACCCCCCGCAGCUCACUCGCCUUCCCCGGCUCCCAGUCCUGCCCUCCCCAUCUGGGACCGCCACCCUAACUUGUCCAGUUCACCUUCGGCCAACCCUCUCUCCCCCAUGAGAACUCUGUUUUGGACCCAGGAGACGCAACACAAACUUGCAGAUGGGCCUGGAGGCGCGUGGGAGUUGUCCUCGCCCCCAAGAGGGGUUAGGCAGGGGGCACCUGAGCCAAGUCGUCCCAUUCCCGGGGCCCCCGAAAUCCCCCUCCCACUGAAGAGGCAGGGGAAACCCUGCCUCCCGCAGUCUCGGAGAGGGGCGCGUCUAAGCUCGGCCCCGAUCCGCGAGGCUCCGGACACGGCGCCGUUAGUUCCAAGCCCAGAGAAACCGCCUUGGAGGUUUCCCGGAACAGAUCUUCCCUGAGGGCUGCAGACGCACCGCGGAGAGCCAGAUCUCUGUUUACGUCUUGGAAAUCUGCCGCGAAAAGGGACCGCUGGCUUCCUACCCUAGUCGCCUCCGCCCAUCCGGCAGGGUCUGGGCGGACCACAGCCUCCCGGAGUAGCGGCCCUGCCUCCCCGGCUUCUGCGGAGUUUUCUGGUUUGGGGUUUUGUUUCCUGACAGAGGCUCCAGGCGCUGGGAGUGUAGGGGAGAGGCUACCAACCUGGGAAGGGGACGUUUGUCCUCUACACAAGCAAAAUAAAACUAAAAGUCAACCUUGUAUGUUUACAAAGCGCCCGGUAAAACGUAAACAGUGAACCUGAAUCUGUAGUGCUUGGCGGGCGAGCGGGCAAAAGCCCACUUUACAAGUACCUGUUGUAAUGUGAAUGUUUACUCUGCAUUUCUGGGCAGGUUUAGGGGGGGGGGAAGGGGGGGGGGUGGGAAAGUUAAUUGGGAUGUUAACUUUCCGAUUACUUAGAGACCUUUUUAGCUAUUUAUUUUAUUGCUGGAAGGAAAAAAAAAAAAGAAAGAAAAUGAAAUAAGUCCAAACUAAGAAAGCAUCAAGGGCAACCCUAGAAGAACUUAGAUAAGCUGACUAGUAACAUGAAGGAGGUGUCACCGGAUAGGUCUCCCAUGGACAAGCCUUUCUGUUUGCUACAAGAACUUUUCCGAGAAGCUAAAGGGCUGCAAAGAGAUGUAAAUGCUUGUGAAUAGGAAUGAUUAUACACUGUGUAAAAUGCACUUUUGUUUGCUAUAUUCCUUUAGAGUCUUAGGUAAUUUGCUGGAAAAUGAACUGUUGUUCUGGUGUGACCUGCUUAAGUUAAAAAAAAGUUGUAGUGUCAUCAGAGCUGUACAAUUUUUACCUUUCAUUUUUCUCCCUCCCUGUACAGAAUUAGCAUGGAAUUUUAAAUAUUGAUGUUCUUGUUCCCAGCAUGCCUGUUUUAAGACAAAGAAUUUUAAAAAGGUGUCUACAUUAAAUUAUGAACCUAGUCCAAAUAAUAUUUUCUCAUUAAAAUAUGUAAAUGCAAA
Messenger RNA from Delphinapterus leucas (beluga whale), 2930 nucleotides. It is a transcript of the gene FOXB1, whose product is annotated as forkhead box B1. Gene Ontology annotation, biological process: cell differentiation; regulation of transcription by RNA polymerase II; anatomical structure morphogenesis. NCBI's taxonomy places the organism in Eukaryota, Metazoa, Chordata, Mammalia, Artiodactyla, Monodontidae. The record is from RefSeq and is a predicted model, not a curated record. Gene Ontology annotation, molecular function: DNA-binding transcription factor activity, RNA polymerase II-specific; RNA polymerase II cis-regulatory region sequence-specific DNA binding.